AUGGCUUCUUUAGCUCUUGAGCCGGACGAACUCCUGGGUGGAGAUUUGCCUGAGCCGAAAGCAGUGACCACCCCCAAGAAGAAAGGUGAGAAGGCGUGCGAGGCGACCCCGCCCAAAGUCUCGGCCAAGAAAAAGAAAAAGAAAGCCAAGGCCACUGCAGUCGCUGAGAAGAAGUGCGGUGAUUGUGGCAAGACCAAGCCGCUGGAGCAAUUCCACGAUGAACAAGCCUCCUGCAAGACGUGCAGCGCGGACACCCGAAGCUUGCUUCGCUUAGCCAAGAUUCAGGGCAUGAGGGUGGAGGUCUUGGAGAUGAAGAAGAAGGAUCCCAAGAUGUACAACGCGCUCCUCAAAGCUUUCGCCAAGAAGCGGCUGGACGAGAAGAAGGAGGGCAAGAAGAUAAAGUUCGGCAUCGCGACGUUCGUGACGGAGUACCGGAAGACUGAAGGGACGCGCAUGUCCGCCAUUGGUGAGCUGAUGUGGGAGGAGGAGUAUAUUAUUUGGGCCAAGGGGGCGAAGGUUUUCCUCCAGGAGGCGGAUGCGGGCAAGCGGAAGUCCGAUGAGGAGGGUCCGAGCACGAUGCAGGCAGCGUUGGCAGAGUUCAGGAAUGAUGGCAGCAGCAAGGUGUUCGCCGACGAGAUGGCGGUGGUCGUUCGGUGCUGCGAGUGGCUGCUGGCCAUCAGCAAAGGGGAUGAGAAGAAGCUUGAGGACCUGACGCAGCAGUCCACAACAUCAGGCACGGAGGAUGGCUCGCGUGAUGGUGCCGCUCUUGCUCGAGCUGGGCCUUGUUGUGGGUUUCAGGAGUUGCAGCCUCUGUCCAACUUCGCCUCGAAGGGCAUGCUCUUCCGCAGCUGCGCUUCGCAAGAGGAAUUGAAAGACUUGCAGGAGUCGUUUGCUCCAGCGAGGAAGCUUUACCAGACCUUGGUUGCAAGCUGCAAAGCUUCAGUGACGGAGCUUCGGGCUGCUAGGCAGCGGGCAGCGGCUGCGGAGGAAGCUGCCAAGAAAAGAAACGCCAAGGAGGCAGAUGCUGCUCUGCCCAAGAAGAAGGCAAAGGGGCGCAAAGCAAAUUCUGAGCCUGGUGCAGCAGCUGCUGGCGCACAGCAGCAGCAUGCUGUGUUCAAGCUGGAGUCGCAGUGCUGCGUGUCCAUAUCCUCCAACAGCUGGGAGGAGGAUUUUGGGCGUGGCAAGGCCUGUCCUUUCGUUAUCUCCGGCGUCCAUGAGAUCAGCGAAGGUGCUGCUGACCAGCGCCAGAUCAAGACCGCCCUGAAUGAUUUCAACAAGGCUUUCAAAGAAAGUCACCGAAGGUCGUGCGUCGCAGCCCAUGCUCCUGGAGCUUGGGAAAAGUGUGCAGCUCAAGCUGAGUGCCAUCUUAAGGUUGAUUGCAACGCUGUCUACCAGCACUUGUUGCCGGCGGCAGAGGAGAACUUGUCCAAGGCAAUCAUGGUGCAAGCGUUUGGGCUGGCGGCAGGGCACAUUUCGAACGCGAAGGCUGAGCUCCACCAGUUUUCCUGCUUCAGGUGGUCUUUGGAGGGUACGCGUGAGAUGGCCAUCAUCAGCUACCAUGACGUGGCAAAGUUCUUGCAAAAGCAGAAGGGCCUUAGUCACCUUGCGGCGUUCCCCGAUACCUUGACUUGGGCUGCCUCCGCAAGUUUGCCUGACCUGGAGCAGCUGGUCAAGGAGUUCCCAAAGGCAGUGGCACGUGGAACGGUCGGCCCGAGAGACCUACUGUACACGCCUGCAGGCUCGAUAACCUUUCACCGGGUCUUCCAAGAUUCGGACGUGUUGGGCGUUCGAUGUCCUCUUUUCGCCCCUGUUGAUAUUGAGCUCUUGCCCUUGAUCUUGCGAGACAUCCGGAGCAUUGGAGCACAUGCUGUGGCGCUUGAGGCUGCGUGUGCUCUCCUUUCAGACAAGUCAAUCAAGGACUCCAUGCGCUCUCCUGCUGUAGCCUCUCAUGAAGCGAUCGCUGGUGAGCAGCCUGAGAAGAAAGCUGAGACUGUGAAGGAUGGCGAUAGUAUCGCAGGCAGCAGCAACUUGUCUCCCAGAGAACCUUCCGCGGAGAAGCCAGCCACCGAUACAACGGCCGCCACAGAACCUCCCGUUGUGGAUGGCGAGACUGAGAAGGGCGAGAACGCAGCUCCUGCAGAACUUCCCGUCGAUGGCAAGACCGGCAAGGGCGAGACCGUGGUGGUGGAUGGCGAGACCGGCAAGGACAACAGCCUUCCACCUGCCGCGUUGGAUGGCGACACGCGGGAGACAAAACCUCCACCUCCUGCAGAACCUUCCGUGGUCAUGGGCACCGAGAGCGAAGUCAGUGUUCCAAUUGCUGCAGAACCUUCCCCGGUGGAUGGCGAGACCGGCAAGGGCACGAUUGCAGCUCCCGCAAGUUCAGAGAUUCCGUCAGCGGCUGAGCGCGGCAACAGUGCAGCCGCCCCGAAGCACAAUGACCAGGUGCCGCAGAUUCCAACCAGCUCAACAGCUCCCGCAGAGACCGUCAAGAAUGAGCAGAGCAAGAUUGCAACAUCCUUGGCAGCGUCGCAGAAAGGCUCCCACGUUCAGCAUGUCGAGGUAGUUCCUGAUGAGGGUGAUGGUGAUGCUGAUAAAAAGGGUGAUGAUGAUGAUGCUGUGCAGCUUGUCAAAGGGAGGAAGAGGCUCAGGGUGGCCUGA
Molecule: messenger RNA, 2661 nt
Organism: Symbiodinium pilosum
Lineage: Eukaryota; Dinophyceae; Suessiales; Symbiodiniaceae
Source: the annotation of a GenBank genome assembly